AUGGAUAAAAUAGGUAUUACCAAAGGAACCGUCGGUUCUUACAACUUAAAGCCCCUGCAAGCCCAGGGACGUUCAACACGUAGAAACACCGCAAAAUCUCCGAAACCAAUCAAACUGGCGUUUGAUAAAAACGGACAACCAAGCAAACCAUUAGCAAAUGCAGAAUGCAAUCGACCAGUCUUCUUAUAUUUACAGCCGAAAAAUAUAUCGUACCCGAACGAAGAUGACGUAUCGGUAGAUAUACUUUUAGAGCAUGCCAGUAAUGCCAUCUCCAAGCUAUCUGAUUGUUUUGCAUUGGAUCUGGUAAUUCGGAAGAAUACAUUUGCAUCCGAAAGACCAACAUUCAGCAUGACCAUCAAGCAGGAUUGCAUUGAAGAUAUUAUAUCGUUCGGCGAUACGCCAAUUGUAUUAACCGCUUAUGAAUAUUGCUCUGAAGACGGUAUGGAGGAAGAAAGUUUGGAGGAAAGCGGCCAAAACAGAACAUUACAGGGACAGUUGGUGGCUCAAGGACAUUUGGAUAUGCUGCAAUUCUUUACAAAAAAACGUUGCAAUUCUUCUAUUGACGUGUUUUUAUAUCCUUUAGACCCAUCCGAUUAUAGUAGAACAUAUAAAAUAACCUUGGACGUAUACUCGUUAAUGCCUCUCAUCAAGGAUGUUCAGUUCUCAAAUAUAAUCUAUUUAUCGUUCAAAUCAUUGUUUAACGUCGAGGCCGAUCUUUUAGAUAACUGCGAUAAUUUAGUUGCCAAAUUUUCGUGGCAAUCAAAAGUUCCCAAUGCAAAGAACGAAUACGAAAAAGAAUUUAUAUGUAAAUACACUGUAUUCACUAAAACUAUUAUCAGCGACCAGAAUUUGUACUACACGUGGGAAAGUCUAAAGAAUUCUAAUUUCAAAAAAGACCAGAGUAUGGGCGUAGCUUCAGCUUUAACUUUAAAUUUACAUCAAUUAUUUGAUAACAUUUUGCGCACCGAAGGUGUCAAUUUCGACCUCGACAGCAUUGAUAUGGACAAGGAUUAUGCCCUCGUUUGCAAUUCAAUACAUCGCUUCAUUUUAACGAACCGUAUGCACGUUGCCUUAGAAAAAGCCCUAGUCUGCGAUAAGUAUAAAAUUAUUAUAGAAAUGAUUAAUGAAAAUCGGCCGAGAGAAAUACUCUUGCAAGGUUUCAUCGAUCCUUCAAUAUUUUUAUAUCCCGAAGUAACUCCUCCUACCGCUGAAGCGAAAACUUCAAAAACUCUUAACGUUCGUGAACAAAAGCAGGAAAUCGUGCCUGAAGUACAAGAGAAAACGACAUUUGCACUUAUUAAAAUCUGCUUAAAAGCACCGAUCACAGAGCCGGCUGAGGAUUUGCUUGAUGUUUACAACGUCAUCGCGAUGAAACGCGACAUAUUUAAAAAUUGUUGGCUAAAAAAGCCAUGUAAACCACGUUGUUCAACGAGCGCAGAGAAACAAUACGCAUAUAGCUAUAAGUCAUUUGAUGAUGCAGUCUUAGAGCUAAUAAAGUUCAUCAGAAUACAUAAUAUAUGCUCAAUAAAUGGCGACAAACAUUUAUACCGCGAGCAAGUCGGAGACAUGGCUGAUCGCAUUUUACCUCUUAUAUCAUGCGAUUUUAAUGUACGUCAACCAACUAACACUAACAUGGAAUUUAUGAACUUGAUGACGAAGGUUUUCCACGAAUUAUCGGAGCGUUGCUACCGUUUAAUCAAACGAGAGGCACGUUAUAACAUCGAACCCAUAUCUCUAACGCAGAUAAAUAUCACAAGACUCUUGUACGAAGUCGAAAAUGAUGAAAUGAAUCAAUAUUUAACAGAAAAGUUGGAACAAACAUGGGGCAAUAAUGACAUGUAUUUAUUUUACAAAUUCAUAUAUGAUUUAGAAUUAAAGAAUUAUGAUGCGGCAGAAGAGUAUUUAAAAAUCUCUGUAUAUGAUGAAAAUCUGGAGCUAAUUAUAGAUAUUUGUGAACUAUAUUUGAAUUAUAUAAAGAACACAAUUGAUACGAGCUUUGAAGGUGACAUUGAGGAAACCCUGUUAAUCGGUUUAAUGCAUUUUUGCGAAAUGGCACAUCCCAAAUCUCCCGUAGGCUGGAUGCUUCUGUACUGUGUAUAUAAAAAACAUAAUUAUCGUCCGGGUAUGGAUUAUGCUCGCUGGCACUACGAAAAUCGUUUAUAUAUAUUUGCCCAAUGGAUGUAUGAGGACAUUGCUGAACAAUUGCCAAAAAUUGAAAGGUAUAUUCUCGAUGCAAGUUUCAAAUUGGCUACUAAUCAGGUAGAGGAUUUCCGUAUCGUGGAAACUAUGCAAGUGGACAGUCCUAUUAAUGCAGCCGACUUGCGUGCUUUCGUUGAUCUGGUCAAUGGCAAUAUAGAAUAUUUACGGAGUCCCAACAAUUUGUCUUGGGUACAUAAUUACGCAUCUAUUUUCAAUGUCGGGCGAUUAGAAGACAUUUCCCCGUUUCAUUUGGGAAUAUUGCGCUACGCUUGUUAUAUGUUACGAGAAAAAGAAUUUGAAACUGCGAUAUAUGCAUUCGAUUUUGCUGACGAUAUUCCUGAAAUCGUUAGAUGCAUAGGCAAAGCUAAAGCUUUCUAUCAUCUGGACCGUUUAAGAGAAGCUGAACAACAAUUCGCUUUAAGUACUACUUACAAUAUUUAUUAUCCGUCUGUGUGGGCCAAUCUUGCUUUGAUCAAUUUGAGAUUGGGUAAAAAUUAUGAAGCGUUAGAAUGUUGGAAAUAUGCUCGAUUGGACCCCAAUAUCGAUGUUAGUGAAGAUAUUUUAGAGGAGCUGGAUAAGAUUAAUCCGAAAAAUAUAUUUUUAUACGCGUCGCCUUAA
Molecule: messenger RNA, 2817 nt
Organism: Glossina fuscipes
Lineage: Eukaryota; Metazoa; Arthropoda; Insecta; Diptera; Glossinidae
Exons: 10
Coding region: 1-2817 (938 amino acids)
Biological process (GO): cilium movement; cilium assembly
Cellular component (GO): extracellular exosome; motile cilium
Molecular function (GO): protein binding
Source: RefSeq, a predicted model, not a curated record